Molecule: messenger RNA, 1910 nt
Organism: Mercurialis annua (annual mercury)
Lineage: Eukaryota; Viridiplantae; Streptophyta; Magnoliopsida; Malpighiales; Euphorbiaceae
Exons: 11
Coding region: 68-1756 (562 amino acids)
Biological process (GO): regulation of ubiquitin-dependent protein catabolic process
Molecular function (GO): protein binding
Source: RefSeq, a predicted model, not a curated record
AAGCACCAUUAUCUAUAUAUAAACCCAAAGUUAAUUCACUUUACUCUCUCACGCAGACUCUCAUUCAAUGUCUUCUUCUUCUUCUUCAAUGGCAAAACUAAAGAUAGCAGGGAUUUGGGCAGGCGUAAUUGAGUUAGAGUUAGAGAAUUGGACUGUCUUCAUGUUGAAACAAGAGGUUUCAAAGCGAUCAAAUAUGACUACUGAUUCUAUCAAUUUAAUAUGCGCCGGUAAAGUACUAAAAGAUGGUGAUGGUACUCAAAAGUUAAGCCAAUUGGGUAUUAAAAACAACUCUAAAAUUCUUGCCAGUCGUGUUUGUAUUGAAGAGGGAAAAUCUUUGAAGCAGGAAUUAAUGGCUGAUGAAGAAAGGACCCGUAGACUUGCAAGAAUAAAGGCAGCUGUCACUGCACUGUCCAGAAGACAUGGAGAUGGGUCAUUACCGGUUGAGAACUUUAAUUUAGAACUUGAAGAUCAAAGUGGGCAGAAACUUAACUUUUCUGAGAGUGAUAGACAGGCAAUUAUGAUGGGUCUGAUGCUUCAUGCAAAUGGAAAGGGGUUAAUUAGAAGGCAGAUGUUUAAAGAUGCAUUAGAAGUGCUUACCAUGGGGGAGGAAGCUUUCUCUCUUUGCAGUCCCAAGACUAUUGAACUUGUUGACAAUAUCCCUAUACUGCAAAUAGACAUGGUGUGGUGCUAUUUCAUGCUCCGUGAUAUUGCAUGGCUAUCAGUUGCGGGAAUACGUCUUGAAAAGGCUAGAGGAGGGCUUGAACGUGCCCAUGGCAAGGAUUCUUCCCGUUUCAGACUCCUUCAAGCAGGUCGUUCUUCAGAGAUUUCAUUAUAUUUGAGACUAGAGCUGUUGGAAGGAGUGGUGGCGUAUCACAGUGGCCGGUUUGAUAAAUGUAGGCAGUUUUUGACCUCUGCACAAGCAAGAUUCCUCCAGUUACAAGUACCAGAUGAAGCUUUAUCAACUGUGAUGAGCAUGGGCUUUAAGGAAAAGGACGCAAAAAGGGCAUUAAGAAUGAGCAAUCAGGAUGUUGGGAGCGCCACUAAUUUUCUUGUUGAAGAGAAGGAAAGGAAAGCAAAGAAACUGGAGGAUGACAUUCGUCGUAGAGCUGAAAUUAGUGAGCAAAAAGGUUAUGGAAAAACGCCCUUAGAGAAAGCUGUUGAUCUCCAGAGUUUGAAAGAGUUGGUUUCAGUAGGGUACGUGAAGGAGCUUGCUGCUGAAGCUCUUCGAAGAAAUGAGAAUGACAUAGAAAAGGCAUUGGAUGACUUGACAAAUUCAGAGACUAAUACAGCUAUCCAGCAUGAAAUAGAAUCCAGGAAAAGAAAAAGGAACGAGCAAAAGGUAGGGAAAAAGAUCGAACAGCUUGUAAACAUGGGUUUCGAAAGAUCAAGAGUGGUUGAAGCUGUUCGAGCCGAUGGCUCCGUGGAGCAAGCGAUUCAACUGCUACUCGCAGGAUCAAGAACUAACUCCGCAGGUGCUGCUAGCAACAGUGAAAGUAGUCCGAGACCAACCAAUGAUGCUGUCGAGAGUUUGAAUGAAGAUGAUUUAAGCGACGAUAAUAAUGAUUCGGAAGGUCCAUCUGGCAGUCAAGCUGAAGAAAGAGAUGUAGAGAUGGAGGGUUCGAUUGCAGACGAAAUAGCGAGAGGAGAUGUGUUAUCUGACUAUGACAUAGAAGUAACCAAAGAAGGCGAAGCCAUAAAUGAGUAUAUGGCUUUGUUGAAUUCUGUUGGUAGCAGCAACGGUGCUUCUUUACAGUGAAGAUGAAACUUGCAAAAAUAGUCACAUCUCUGUUAAUAGAUGUCAAUAAGUAAAGAUGGGACGCAGUAAUGAUAAUGAACACUACAGUAAGUAAAUUUGAACACAAUGGUACUAAUAUCUGAAAUUAGGAUAAAAUUGCAGAAAUGGAAGGUUU